CCCGGCUGUACUCUGUUAGUGUUGCUGACGAGACGCUGAAAACAGGUUCUCCCUUUCCAGCUGAUCGACCCAUUUGAUCAGCUCCUGGUUGAACAUCGUCAUGACCUGACGAAUUGUCCCUUUCCUAUUUAAUCAUGAAUGACAAGCUGUUUUUUCUGGGCCUCCUGUACUUUGUGCAGGGGAUCCCCUAUGGUCUCCAGUCCUUGUUGCUCCCUGUCUACCUCCGUGGGGCGGGCCACUCCCUCACCCACAUCGGCUUGACCAAAAUCCUCUACUUCCCCUGGGUGCUCAAGGUCCUCUGGGCACCCCUGGUGGACCGUGUGGGCACCAAACGGUGCUGGCUGGUGGCCACAGUCUCUGGCCUGGCGCUUACUUGUCUCUCCAGUGCCGCUCUGGCCCCGGAGGCCCACAUCUGGGGAGUGGUGGGGACUCUGCUGGCCAUGAACGCCCUGGCAUCGAUUCAGGACAUCACAGUGGACGGGGCCGCUGUGGGACUGCUGAAGGGCCGCAGCGAGCUGGGCCUGGGCAACAUGGCUCAGGUGGUGGGCUACAAGGCCGGCUCGGUGUUCGCCGGGGGCGGGCUCCUGGCUGUGAUUGACGUGGCUGGGUGGGGCCCUAUGUUUAUGCUUUUGGCCUUUGUGUACUUCGGGGUGGCACUGUUUGUGUGGGGGGCCCCUGUGCUGGACAAUGAGCUGUUGAGGGGCCAGGCAGAGGGGAGGAGGGGGGUCCAGUCGGACGCUGUGCAUCCCUGGAGGGUGUGGCGGAAGCUGCUGUCAGUACCUGGGACACCCUGGACCAUGAUCUACGUUUUCACAUACAAACUGGGUGAGCAGGGUGCGGUGACCAUGUUCCCUCUCUUCCUUUUGGACCAUCACAUGACAGCCCGGGAGCUGGGGUUCUGGAACGGCAUGAUCGCCAUGUGCUUCUCAAUCUGUGGCUCCUCCCUCGGUGGCCUGCUGCUCUCCCAGUUCAGUAUUGGCUCUCUGAUGAGGCGGGUAUUUGUGAUGCGGACUGUCAGCAUGGUGUUCCAGAGCUCCCUCCUGACCGUGCUGGAACCUUCUCCACUCAUGAAAGGUAUGGCAGUGUUGAGUUUGAGCAUUCAGCACUUUCUGGGCGGCCUCAUCACAACGCUCACCUUCACAACCAUGAUGCACUGCACACAGAGAGCGGAGGAGAGUGUACAGGCCACCCACUACAGUUUCCUGUCCACUCUGGAGGUACUGGGGAAGCUGAUGUUCGGUGCCCUGGCAGGGGGCCUGGUGGACUGGGUGGGUUUCCCCACCGCCUUCCUCCUUUUCCUGGUCCUCUCUGCCGGGACAGCCCUCCACAUCUGGAAGGCCACAGACACAGGGGCGCUCAGGGAAGAGCCCAAGUGAUCAGCUUUUUGUUCUAGCCCUUACUAACACAUCAGAUCAAGCUACUCAAGGGGUCGAUGAUCAGUUGAGUCGUUGAACAAGGUGUGUGAGUGUAGGGUUGGAACAAAAACCUCCACACCCUAUAUGUGUCCAGGACUAGAGAUGGUGAUCACUGAGAUUGAGGAGGAGGAGGAAGAAGUGUGUUGCAUGAGUGCGAAGCAAAUUCUGUCGUACGUCGGCGUCCUAGAAAAACUCUCACUUUUUUUAAACAUAAAUUUAACUUUUCACAGAACAUUCCACUCCAUGUUCUGUGAAAGAUUAAUGAAUCUAGUACUAAUAUAAGUAAUUCAAAAAGCCUUGUGAAUUCCCAUUAAUAUAUGGCAACAACAACAUUGUUUCAGAUUCCUGAAAAGUGAACUUUUUUAUACAAGAUUUUUCCAGGACACUGAUGAGUAGCUAUAUUGAGUUGGGAGAUUGGAUCAGUAGCAUAAGGGAUAGGGAGGGAAAUAAAUAAAUGGGAAAGCUGUUAAGGGGUUGUUGGAGGACAUACAGUACCAUCUGAGCCAUUUUCAUAUUUGCCAAGGCUGCAGUAAAAUUUAAUCCAGCAGUUAUACUUAGCCAUUGAUUAGCCAGCGAUGAAGGUUAUAUAUGUCAUAUCAGUUUCCUUUUUGAACUUGUUCUGUGGUGACAUUUUUGAAUGAAUCCCUACUACCUCUUAUCAACACUGUAAGAUACGCAGAAGAAGCUAGUGAGCAGUAAAGUACAACAUUUGCUAGCUAGCGUGCAAUUUUGAUUAGAGAUAGCUAGCUUGAACCAUUACUCUGCUAGCCGAGGUUAGUUGUUAGCGCAAUUAGAGAACCAGGUCAGACUUUAUUUAUAUAGUCCGGAUUUUAAAUCUGUAGAUGCUCUACAGAUGGUCAUACUAUCAACAAACAAUCUGUUGAUAAGCAACUGCUUGCUAUGGUUACUGUUAGGUUUAGGGUUAGGGUUAAGGUUAGGGUACGGUCUAAGCUUAGGGUUAUGAUAACGGUUUAGGUUAGGGUUACAGCUAGGGUUAGUAGAUAGUUAGUUGAAAUGUUACUGAUGGUCUAUAUCUACAGAUGGACUAUCCAAAUAAAGUAUUACCGAGAACAGUACUGUAGCCUUACAUUUUGUAUGGUGGUUAGUUUUCCAAGAUUGGCAACAAAAAAAAUGAAAAAUAUAUAUUGUACAUUUUUAUGAAUUCUGGGGGGAAAUUAUAUUAAUAUGUAAUUUUACAUAGAUGCUGGUUGUUUAACUACCUGCUGAUAUUGCUUGUUUGAGUUGUUAAAUAAUGUGUAAAGUUCUUAAGAAUAACACACACCUUAUCUAAUCACAGCAGUUGAAGCAACUUAGAUUGUGGUGCAGUUCAUUCGACUGGUGAGAGGCAUCUACUGGCAAAUAGACUGACAUAUUCAACCAAUGCCUCACACUGAUUGACUACCAUCUGUCUUUUGUUUACCGUAUCACACAUUGUGAUGGCUGAAUUACAAUAUAACAGAUAGUCACAGGGAUGACAAUCCAGGGGACAAGUCAAAGGGAUGACAGUUCACAGAGGUGGCAUAGUGACACUAGGCCUAGGCAGUUUCAGAUAGGGACAGCCGUGGGGAGAUAGAACCAGAGCAGCCAUGUUAUGAACUGUUAUGAUCAGCAAGGUCACUGACCAAUACAGCCAAGUCCACACUAAUGUAAAGCACCUGUUGCAAAGCACACCCCUGCUUCUGAUAUAUGCUGAGAGAUUGUCACUAAAUAAAGCUGCUGCCCAAAUGUCAUAUCCUGUAAUAAUCCUCUACCUGAACGUACCUGUUUUUAAUACCGUCACUUUGGCAUCAGUCUAAAAAAGAAUCAUAAUAAACCCCUGUACAUUUGAAAGAUAGAAGCAUAAAGUUAAUAUAUCAUACCAGUUAUAUCCAGUGGACUGAAUGGGAUUGAAGCUAGCCAUUGUUGGGGACAUUACACCAUGCCAAAUCUUGGGACACAAUUAUGUUUUCCUCACACACGUCUCUCAUAUAUCCACACCCUAUGUCAUUUUGGAUAAAGAUCUCAUUACAUCAGGGUCCUCCUGAUAACCAUAGCUCUGUGUGUGUUUGUGUGUGUGUGUGUGUGUGUGUGUGUGUGUGUGUGUGUGUGUGUGUGUGUGUGUGUGUGUGUGUGUGUGUGUGUGUGUGUGUGUGUGUGUGUGUGUGUGUGUGUGUGUGUGUGUGUGUGUGUGUGUGUGUGUGUGUGUGUGUGUGUGUGUGUGUGUGUGACUCCAUCUCUCUCCUAUACCUCUCCCCUUGCUCCAUGCAACACACCCACCACAUUCUAGCUACAGCAUUGAUAUUUCUCAGAAAUCACAGGUGGUAUUGGCAUUUUCAACACACAUUGAUCAGGUUUGGUUCUCUGUCGGGGAAUCAAAACACAGGUGUUUGGAACAAUGACUACAUGAAUGACCAUUUAAUCAAUAGACCCAUUUAAAUUCUAACGUAACAUCGAGCGAUGAUGUCGGGUGUUCAGUUUUCCCGCAGUACAUCACUGUUGAGUAUUACAUUGCCUAAUUUGUCUGUUUCAAGUCAGUUGUAAUCCGUGUAUUUGCUACAGGUGUUAUGUAUCAGAUUAGGGAAAACCCAACACUUGUCUUCAUCUGUACAAUAGGUAACCUGGCAGAAAAUCCAGAUAACCCCUACCAGCCCAAUUUUUUCCCCUUGCCAGUUAAAAGGGCAUGGCUUAACACUCUUCCCAGAUCAUUUAAUAUAUGAUUUUGGAAAAUGAUACAGAUACAACAAAGAUAAAUGACACGAAGAUACAUAUUCAUUCGACUACCUUGAAUGUGAGACAGAGUAUCCUGAUGAAUCGCUUCAGUUCAAUCAAUCAUACAAAGGCAGUUAACCCCUUCAAGUCCCUGGCCCCUUGUCUUCUCAGAGUUGAUGAUUUGCUACAGCACUGGCUGAUGGACAGACAUGUAAUCAUGGCAUCGUUAGAGAGGGCUUUUCACAACACCCUGAACACUGUGAUGCGGCCCUCAGCCAACGUGCCACGACAGGUUGUCUAUGAGACACAGAGGGGGUUAUGGGAUGGAGUAGUAGUAGAGGGCAGAGGAAUGAAGGGAUGGGGAGGUGGGGUGCAGAGAGGGGUGGUUUGAAACAUGGGGCGUCUUCUGCUAUGGCCCUAAUGGCUCAAACGAGGUUGUGAGAGAAUAGGGUUGAGGCCAGGGAUGGGGGCGAGAGGGGCCCACGACCCACUGUGAAGUGACUCAAGCACAACACCAUAUGAGCUGGCAGCCUGUCACAUCUCCACCCAUCAGAAAGGACUCUAUAGGACCCUCUCUAUUGGACUUUUCCCUACAGACCAGCUUCUAUCACUUUAUACAGUAGUACUUCAGUAUACAAACUAACUCCCAUUACCAAACACAUCACCAUAGACAGCUAAGAUAACUAGGUGUUUGGUUUUUACGUACACCAUAGACAUGAGAUUACAUAACCCCCGUGGCCAGGUAGGCUCGAUCAGAUCAGUGGACAGUGACUGCUGGGUUCCUGCUACAGGUGUGGAUGGACAGUCAUUCAUCAUGCGCAGGAAUGUGAGGUGUUUUCAAAUAUGGAGAGCAGUGUCUGCAAAGAUGAAAAAGGGUAAAUGGUUUCCUCUCACUAAUGUCUACAGAUUUAUCAAAACAAACAAAUAUGUAGGUAACUCUUAAAAGACAUUGACACAGGCAAUCCUCGUUACCUGGAUACCUACUUUAAAAAAAAAUAAACAAUGUUAAUUUGGACGCAGUAAUUGCAGUGUGUACUGCAAAAUAUCUACAGUUGAACUACAAAAUGACGGCACUAUUGCAGUUACAAAAUGACGGCACUAUUGCAGUUACAAAAUGACGGCACUAUUGCAGUUACAAAAUGACGGCACUAUUGCAGUUACAAAAUGACGGCACUAUUGCAGUUACAAAAUGACGGCACUAUUGCAGUUACAAAAGUGAGGAUGCAGUAAUUAUAAAAUGUUAAUUGAUCUUUUGCUUCUGGGCGUGUAACUGUGUGCCCCUUAUUCUGUCCAAUGAGGUCUUUUCAGAAAAUAUGUCCGUUAACGUGUCCAUUAAAGGGGCAAUCUGGGAUUCAAACAACAACAAAGCGGUUACUCCACCACUGGAGAAAUGUAUCCACUUUCCAAUUCAUAGACAGAGCAAUGGAUGCAAGGACUGACCAUCCACAGCUGUGGAAUGUUGCGUUUGGCGAGCCAUCAUCGGCCUGCAAUCUCAGUCUAAUCUUCUUUGAUUGUAACUGCCAGUGAAAGUUUUCACUUUAUCUCUGAUUCAGUCUUGUUACUCAGAGCAAUAGAUCUUCUCACAACAACCCUGCUGAGAACUGAUCACUGAUCAUUUUGUCUUCAGUAAUGAUUCUUAUAACACUCAAGCGGAAUAUUCUUUCAUCUGUUUGAUAGGCUAUUAAUAGAUUUUGUUUUCAUGGAGUCGAUUAAGCCAUGACACAAGAUACCAAAUUAAUUGAUGAUGAAAUAUGUAGACUACAGUACAUUUGGAAAGUAUUCAGACCCUUUCACUUUUUCAACAUUUUGUUAUGUUACAGCCUUAUUCUAAAAGUUUUUUUUUUUAUCCUCAUCAAUCUACACACAAUACCCCAUAAUGAAUUUGAAUUUUUUGCAAAUAUAUUAAAUAUAAAAACUGAAAUAUGACAUUUACGUAAGUAUUCAGACCCUUUACUCAGUACUUUGUUGAAGCACCUUUGGCAGCGAUUACAGCCUCAAUUCUUCUUGGGUAUGACGCUACAAGCUUGGCACACCUAUAUUUGGGGAGAUUCUACCAUUCUUCUCUGCAGAUCCUCUCAAGCUCUGUCAGGUUAGAUUGGGAGCAUCGCUGCACAGCCAUUUUAAGCUCUCCAGAGAUGUUUGAUCCGGUUCAAGUCCGGGCUCUGGCUGGGCCACUCAAGGACAUUCAGAGACUUGUCCCAAAGCCACUCCUGCGUUAUCUUGGCUCUGUGCUUAGGGUCGUUGUCCUGUUGGAAGGUGAGCCUUUACCCCAGUCUGAGGUCCUGAGUGCUCUGGAGCAGGUUUUCAUCAAGGAUCUCUCUGUACUUUGCUCCGUUCAUCUUUCUCUCGAUUCUGACUAGUCUCCCAGUCCGUGCCGCUGAAGAACAUCCCCACAGCAUGAUGCUGCCACCACCAUGCUUCACCGUAGCAAUGGUGCCAGGUUUCCUCCAGACGUGACGCUUGGCAGUCAGGCCAAAGAGUUCAAUCUUGGUUUCAUCAGACCAGAGAAUCUUGUUUCUCAUGUUCUGAACGUCCUUUAGGUGCCUUUUGGCAAACUCCAAGCGGGCUGUCAUGUGUCUUUUACUGCGGAGUGGCUUCCGUCUAGCCACUCUACCAUAAAGUCCUGAUUGGUGAAGUGCUGAAGAGAUGGUUGUCCUUCUGGUAGUUUCUCCCAUCUCCACAGAGGAACUCUGGACCUCUGUCAGAGUGACCAUCAGGUUCUUGGUCACCUCCCUGACCAAAGCCCUUCUCCUCCGAUUGCUCUGUUUGGGCAAGCGGCCAGCUCUGGGAAGAGUCUUGAUGGUUCCAAACUUCUUCCAUUUAAGAAUUAAGGAGAAUACUGUGUUUUGGGGGACCUUUAAUGCUGCAGAAAUGUUUUGGUACCCUUCCCCAGAUUUGUGCCUCAACACAAUCCUGUCUCGGAGCUCUACGGACAAUUCCUUCGACUUCAUGGCUUGGUUUUUGCUCUGACAUGCACUGGCAACUAUGGGACCUUAUAUAGACAGGUGUGCCUUUCCAAAUCAUGUAGAAACAUCUGAAAGAUGAUCAAUCGAAACAAUUUCGAGUCUCAUAGCAAAGGGUAUAGCAUUUUUUUUAAACUGUUUUCACUGUCAUUUCGCGGUAUUGUGUGUAGAUUGAUGAGGAAAUGUUAAUUUAUUCCAUUUUAGAAUAAGGCUGUAACGUAACAAAAUGUGGAAAAAGGGAAGGGGUCUGAAUAAUUUCUGAAUGCAAUUGUUUUAUUUGUCAGUUCAUUGACCCGAAGCCAAGGUUAUGGGACAUCAAAAACCUGUUCCCAACUUACUUGAAUUUUAUAUGGCAUUGCGGUGAAACCUUUUGAGUUCAAGUGAAACUGCUACAUUUCUCAAUUUAUACUAAUCAAUUUAAGCCAUUGGUGAAUUUUAAUGGGUGACAGACAAAUUCUUUCAUUUCUUUAAGUAAUUGUAUUUUCAUAUUUUGUAGCAGAGCCGCGAUGAGUUGGUUAUAAUUUUGUAUUGAGCAUGCACCGCCAUACACUGUUGUUAGUUGCUUGUGUGACAAUUUUACAGUUCUUGUUUACAAUGUCCUUCAUAAAUAUUAAUCUUCCCGUAAUUGGAUAGGUUUUUCCAUCUCCAUGGUUUCAAGAUUCUAUAUAUUUUGCUACAUUUGAUAUGAAAGUUAAUAGUUGCAAAAUUGCUCAACUUUUCCAGGAUAUGUACAUCAACUUCACCAUCCACCCAUUUAAAUCGAGAGACCACAUAGCAAUUUAAAGUAAUCCGUAAUAUAGUACACUUAUCAUAGUUGGGUUUUAGUCCAGAGAAACUGGAGAAAUUAUCCAGUUCCUCAAUGAGGCUCUUCAAGGUUGAAGAUUAAGGACUCAAGAGAGAACUUGAAUCAUAUGCGUACAUUGAUACUCUAAUUCCUUAAUUUUUGGUCCCUUAAAUGUUAUCUUUAGAUUUGAUUGUUAAAGCCAACAAUUCAAUGGCCAUAAUAAAUACUGUAUGUUUGGUGACGGAGGGCAACCUUGUUUUAUGCCUCUUGACACUUAAAAGUUCUCAGAUGUAACCAUUAUAAUUUUUUUAUAUAAAUAAUUGUUGUACAUGACUUUUACCCAUCUUGAGAGAUUCUCUAAAGAUUAAAAAAUCCAGGCACUUAUAAACAGAUUCUAGACAUACUGUAUCAAAUGCUUUCUCAAAUACUUUCUCCUAUAAAGAUUAUACCUGGUUUCCCUGCAUUCUCAAAGUUUCCCAUUAUUUCUAGUAGUUGUCUAAUAUUGUCUCCAAUAUAUCUUCCUUUUAAGAAUCCUGUCUGAUCGUGAUGAAUAGUGUCCUGUGAGGGGGCAAGAGCCCCUGUGCCCCAUAUGGGCAUGACGCCUCUGCCAUCUCAUUGGAAUAUUCAUGCAGAUUAGAGUACACCUCUAAAAAUAGCUGACUGAUUAUGUUGGCAGAGAGUACAGAUUCUAUAUGGAAAUGACUUCUGUACAAAUUAAAUGACUAUGGAAUGUAAUACUCUACUUGAAUGCAUGUAUUCCACUAGUACACACGGUACAGAUACCAGGAUCUGAUUUCAAGCCUGAAGAUUAAAACUUCUUGUCAUUAGGGGGUGCUGUUGGCACUUUGUAAUAAUGACGUUCCCAAAUUAAA
Messenger RNA from Salvelinus fontinalis (brook trout), 8722 nucleotides. Its product is annotated as major facilitator superfamily domain-containing protein 3-like. Gene Ontology annotation, biological process: transmembrane transport. Gene Ontology annotation, molecular function: transmembrane transporter activity. Gene Ontology annotation, cellular component: membrane. The record is from RefSeq and is a predicted model, not a curated record. The coding region runs from base 135 to 1376 and encodes 413 amino acids. NCBI's taxonomy places the organism in Eukaryota, Metazoa, Chordata, Actinopteri, Salmoniformes, Salmonidae. The transcript is spliced from 6 exons.